AUGACUAGACUGAUGCAAAUCGAUUUGAUUGAUAUGCGUACAAGACCGGAUGUUAUUUCAAUUGCUGUCGUUUAUCGUUGGAUUUUGCAUUGUAUUGAUCAUUUUUCUAAAUUUACACGGUCUUUUCCAUUAGAAAAUAAGUCUGCUGGAGAGGUUGCCUCUAAACUCCGUCAAUUGUUUUUUACUUUUGGACCUCCACAUUUGUUACACUCGGAUAAUGGAGCUGAAUUUGUCGCACAGGUUAUAUUUGAAUUGAAAAGCUUGUUUCCAGAUAUGUGUUUCAUUCGAGGAAGACCCAGACAUCCUCAAAGUCAAGGCUGUAUUGAACGUGCCAAUGGUGUUUUAAGUAUUGCAUUGGGUAAAUGGUUAGAUACGAACAAUUCAGUUCAUUGGUCAGAUGGUCUGCUACCAGUGGCUUAUGGAAUCAAUACAAGAGUAUCAUCAGCGACAAAAACAACACCAUAUGAAAUAAUGUUUGGUCAACGUCCACGAUCGGAUUCCGAUUUUUGGAAAAUUGUAAAAGAAUGUGAUAUAAUGGAUGAAGAACAAUUACCAACUCCAAUCGAACGCGCUGAUGUCGUUGUCGAUGAAAUUGUUGAACAAUCCACCAUAAAUGAAACUGUAAUUGAUGAUUUUGAUAAACAAAAAGAAAAUGAUAAUUUAAAUAUAGAUAACUUCAUUCCUGAAAUGUUUCCGCUUCUAAAUACAAACAAUGGUCCAAAUGCAGCUGGUGUUCUUUAUUAUUCUUUUCUUGAUCUUUCACCUUCUUCUUCCUAUGAUCCUUAUCAUCAACCACUAGGUGCCACAAUAAAUUUGACAACAGAGAAUGUGGUUUCGUUCGAUUCCCCCCACCAGCAUCGACUCAACCUAAUUCUCAGAGGACCCUUUUCCACUUUUUAUACUAAUCUGAAACACACAAGUUGUACUAUAUAUUGAUCUGUUUUUUAGAAAAGGUCCCUUUCAGUUUCUUUCGGUUUUAAUUAACGAAGUUGACAGAGUACGGAAUAACUUACAACUAGGGCACAUUAGGUACGCACCGAUUUUGGUUUCAAAUCGAAAAACCGAUGUUUGGUUUAAACCAACACCGAAAAAACCGGACAUUGUCGCAUUCAAGAAAUAUGCAUAGGUAGGACACUCUUUGUACCUGUAGGGAAAAGAUCAGUGAAGUCGGUGUAGGAUAUCUGAAGAGAUCCCCUCGUCAGUAUCAUGAAGUUUUGUGUCUCUACAGCUGUAUGUAACUCAAGAAAUCGUAGGACAUAACACAUAUGAUCGGAAGAAGAAACAUAUGGCAUACUCCAUCCGGUCGCUUGGCCGUUCAGUCGUUCGCAGGUCGUUCUGCGGCAGUGAAAUUCUAAUUUAUUUUAUUUUAUUUUAUUUCGGUUCCUUUGAUUGUAUCGUGGAUACAUACAUACAUUAGCAUAUAUAUAGUUCCAAUGUACUCGUUCUUUUAAUAGACAUCAUUAUAAGAGUAGAUAUUUUUCUGUUUAAAGAAAUCAGAAAAGAACAAAUUUUAUAUUUUCAUCAAAUGUUCAUCUUUUAUAUGUUCAAUGAGGGCACUGUAAAACUAUUUCAUAUUGCACCAACUUCGCGAACUACAAUUACACUAAUUAGAGAAGAUCCAUUUCCUAUUUUUAUAGUAGUUUAAAGUACACGAGUUGUACACGAUACUGAUCUAAUUUUUAGAAAAGGAUCCCUUUUAGUCUUUGAGAAAUAUGGUUGUGAAUGUCGUUCAUCAUCCUCUGAAAAACUCAGCUUUUUCUUGCUCGAUUUGCAGAGAUUUCUUUUGCUUGUCUCGGAAACUUGGUUUUUUAGAGGAUGAUGAACGACAUUCGCAACCCUGUUUCUCAAAGGCUAAAAGGGAUCCUUUUCUAAAAAUUA
Messenger RNA from Didymodactylos carnosus, 1878 nucleotides. Lineage: Eukaryota; Metazoa; Rotifera; Eurotatoria; Philodinida; Philodinidae. The record is from the annotation of a GenBank genome assembly.